Molecule: messenger RNA, 879 nt
Organism: Cuscuta campestris
Lineage: Eukaryota; Viridiplantae; Streptophyta; Magnoliopsida; Solanales; Convolvulaceae
Source: the annotation of a GenBank genome assembly
GGAAGUUGUAGGACCCUCAAGAUUGGUGUGCAAUCCUUUUAAAUCCUCCAAAUUGCCAACUCUUUUGCCCUUUCUCUUGCCAUGUGCAGCCCACAUGGCUGGCUUUCUCUUUAGUCUCAUUCCACUUAUGGGAGUACCAUAUUUAUAUUCCUUUACCCAAACAGCUCCUUAACAAUAACUCGCCCCCCAAAAACCCCUCUCAGAGGAUUCCAAUGGCGGAUCUCAAAUUCUCCGACUCCGCAUUCCUCCUGCUCUUCAUCUCCUUCUCGAUCGUCCUCACCUCCGUCGUCUCCGGAAAAUCCGGCGCCGCCGCGGUUCUCCUCCUCGCCUGCGGCGCCGCGGUCCUGCUCGUUCUCGUCCUCCGCACCACCGUCGUGGCCUGGAUCACCGUCAUCGUGAUGCUGGCGUUCGUCGGGAAACGCCGGCGCGUCCUCGCCGAGGACGGCGCCAGGAUCACUUCCGACGUCGCGCUGUACUUGGCCAAGGUCGCUUUCCGAGAAAGAGGCGGCGGCGCUCUUGCCUUCAUCUGCGCUACCACCGCCGCCGCCGCGCUCGGCCUAACGGCUUCGGUUUGGAAUGGGAAAUCGUACUAUUAACCAAUAUGAGUCCAAUUUGAGUUUUGGAUAAUUUUUUUAAAAAUUGCACAAUUUUUUUUUUCUUUCCAAAACUUCAAAAUUAAACUCUAAUGUUUGAAGCCAAACGCGCCUCAAAUUAAGGGUGAAGUGGUAGAAGAUCUAAGAACAAUUUGUACUCCAAAAUGUGUUUAGCCUUUUGAGCUUUUGAUAAGCUUUUUGGGGUUUUUAUGUUUUUAAUAUGGAGUAUUAAUUUGUGUAUGUAAUGUGUGUACUUUUGCAUGGUGUGUAGCUAUUGUAAAUUGUG